Messenger RNA from Etheostoma spectabile (orangethroat darter), 1948 nucleotides. It is a transcript of the gene lysmd3, whose product is annotated as LysM, putative peptidoglycan-binding, domain containing 3. Gene Ontology annotation, biological process: Golgi organization. The transcript is spliced from 3 exons. Lineage: Eukaryota; Metazoa; Chordata; Actinopteri; Perciformes; Percidae. Bases 166 to 1125 code for a protein of 319 amino acids. Gene Ontology annotation, cellular component: Golgi apparatus. The record is from RefSeq and is a predicted model, not a curated record.
ACUUUUAACGUCAUUACGUAAACAUUCUGUGGACGUGGCGUGAGCAGUAAGACAAGACAACUAGCUAAUCGAAGGGAAGGUGAGACCGAAAAUAAUCCCCUGGAAGUAUGGAUAUUAUCCAGGUCAACUGAUUGAUCAGUGUUCACUUUGUCAGUGAAGGAAAAAAUGUCUAGUAUAAGCCAGCACUAUGGGUUCCAGUCAGCCACCAUGGUGCAGCCGGCAAAUGGCGGCCAUGCCUAUCUGUUUGGAAACAACGGCUCAGAGAAUGACCUGUCAGAAGAGGACGGGGAGAGCUAUGAGCUGCGGCCACGCGGCAGAGAGAGGUUGCGGAGGAGCACCUCCAGAGAGAGGAUGGACGAUAUUGUCUACCUGGCCAGAGAUAUCCAGGAGGGGGACACCCUGAACAGCAUUGCUCUGCAGUACCAUUGCUCAGUGGCUGAUAUAAAGCGGGCCAACAACUUCUUGACGGAGCAGGACUUCUUUGCCCUGCGGUCGGUCAAGAUUCCUGUGAGGCGCUUUAGUGUCCUCACUGAGACACACAGCACGGGACCUCUCAAAUCUGCCUCCCCCUUAGGUACCAGGCACCUGGCCCAGAUCUCACCCGGUGCGUCCCUCCCCUCUGACCUCUCCACAGACUCUUCCUCUUCCACUGACAGCGUGGAGGGAUUCCUCCUGGAGAAGGACAAGGACAUUGAGCGGCUGGUGAAAUCCACAGGUCCGUCUCGGAGCAGCUUGAACGAGGUUGUGUCCUCCUUAACGCUACAGCAACAGCAGCCACUGCUAGGGGAAGUGGAGUACAAACCGGUGCAGAAAAAGGAUCCUUAUUAUGGGGCAGACUGGGGCAUGAGAUGGUGGACGGCUGUGGCCAUCAUGCUGGUUGUGGGCAUCGUCACACCUGUGUUUUAUCUGCUAUACUACGAGGUCCUCAUGAAAGCUGAAGUCAGCCAUCACAGCGUUCCUACGCUGUCUCCUCACAUCACGCCUCAUGGACAUCACCAUGGCAGUAAUGCAGGCCAUCAUGUUGAAGACGAUGCCGGGGCUGGAAAUGUGGGAAAUGAAGACCCACAUGGACUAGAUGUGGCCAAAGCAGGAGACGGUGUACAUGGAUAUCAUGAAAAAACGUAACAGGGAUUAUAACAUUACACACAAAUUUGAUGCUAACUCGAGAGAUCUAAUAAAACUGGGUAGAUGUUCCCAUCGUCGAGUAGUUUUUAAUCUUAGACUUAAUACAUCAAUACAAUCUGUGUGACAGGGACAGUCACUUUUGUCAUCCCUUGUGUCUGUCCAUUUAGUUAUAUGCUUUUCAACAAGGACCAUCAAUGGGCUAAAAACAUGUCAUCCUUGGCUGAGUUAUCAGUGUAGCCAGUAGAAUUGAGGUGAUGUUUUUGUUAUCAUCUAUGCUGCUGUAUUCUUAGUAAGCUACACACCAACUGUAUCCAACGAGUUCAAAAACAAUACGGGACAGACAAACACACUUACCUAUUCCUUGUUAUUCAGUGAUUGAAGUUUAUCAUCAAUUCCAUGGAUUUGGUUUUUAAAGCAGCAUGGUCCAGCUGAAUAUUUUCAGUGGUAUAUUUUUAAUAGUGGAUUUUCCAACGCUAUGGGAAAGUAUGAUUGCUACCAUUGAGUUUUAUAUAAAGUUAAUUUAAUUCAAGUCUAUUGAGCAUUUAUUCUUUACUUACACCAUCAGUAUUGGAAGUACCAGUUAAAUGUCCAUGGCAGUUGCUUGAAUUUUUUUUGCGAAAUGCACAUUACUCCCAUAAUGACUUAUUCUUGUAAUUAUGGGAGAUUUUAGAAUUCGUUAUAUAGCCCUUUUAUUUUAUCACUGUCUCCACUUGAUACUUUAUGAAAAAGCAGUACAUGUUGACAGUAUGUGCCUUUCAACCUGUGGAAAUGUGCCACAGGCUGGAAAAUAAAUACAUCUAUUUUGAAUAAAUUAUUGCCAGUG